Molecule: messenger RNA, 827 nt
Organism: Zymoseptoria tritici IPO323
Lineage: Eukaryota; Fungi; Ascomycota; Dothideomycetes; Mycosphaerellales; Mycosphaerellaceae
Exons: 2
Coding region: 59-661 (200 amino acids)
Cellular component (GO): membrane
Source: RefSeq, a predicted model, not a curated record
UCCUCUCCUCCUGCGCUUCCAGAAUCAACUGCCGUUCGUCGUUCUCACAGCACUCGACAUGGUUUUUAGCUGCUUUGGAAGAACCAGGCUUCUGUCCUCCCCGAAGGAUUCCAUUCACUGCUCCCUGCUGUCCGAGAAAAAUUGCGACUCGAAGUAUGAAGAUUACAGCGACUCGCACCUCGCCGAGAAGAUGGUCUUCACGCUCCACACCAGGUCAAUGUCUACUGGUGAACUCCGCGUGGCCCUAGAGGGAGCCAUCCGAGAGACGUCUUGGGCCGAGUCUAUCGCGAGACGUAUCCUUGGUCUUCUUGAGACUGCUCUCGCAGCGGAAGCAAGCAUGGGACCUGCUAUGAAGGAGGCAUUCAACAAAGCCAUGGAAUCAGCCAAGAAUAUCACAGAGCUCGGAGAAGAAUUGGUAAAGGAACAUCCUAUAAUUGCAGGAAUCGUCUGCGCCAUCCUCGCGCUGGGGAUUCUCUACCUACUGGCACCUGCAGUCAUUGAGCUUCUCGGGUUCACAGAACUUGGUCCUGCUCCAGGCUCGUUCGCCUCCCGUUGGCAUUCGCUUUACGGAGCCCGUGUUCCAAUCGGCUCGGUCUUCUCAUACAUGCAGAGGUUGGGCAUGAAGUGGAAUGGAGGCGUCGGCCUGGUCGCAAGGCUGUGAAAGAUUGUCAUCUCAAAAUGUACAGCGCUUCGACUAUCCAUGGCGCUGGUCCAGUAUCUCGUCCUGCGAUGUUAAUCGAGCUCAGACAGCGAUGAACCCUGGCGCACAAUGAGAAGGGUAUUAACCCGGCUACGUAUAUUGUAGAAAACCGAAGAACGCCUUCUCG